Molecule: messenger RNA, 437 nt
Organism: Suillus subalutaceus
Lineage: Eukaryota; Fungi; Basidiomycota; Agaricomycetes; Boletales; Suillaceae
Exons: 2
Coding region: 153-371 (72 amino acids)
Source: RefSeq, a predicted model, not a curated record
GAUUCCGAGUCUGUGGACUUUACUGAUGCAGGACGUCACCCGAUUAGCUCGAAUCUAGCCAAACAUCAAUGUAUCAAGCUCCGGAGUCACUGUACGUAUAGACUUAUUGUCCACGUGUAAAGUUAGAAUCCUUGGGGUUCUGCUGAGUACAUAUGUCACAUGAGAACCCAUGUAAGUUACGUGCUAGGCAUCGGAAGUUGGUGGUGGAGAAAGGAGAUGGACGCGUUGUGCGUGAGGUGCUGAGGUAUCGACAGGUUCGUGAAGAAACGGUUAUUUAUCCCCCUGCUUGCUUUAAAACAAGUGGAAAGUGGAUAGCAGACCGAGCGGAAUUUGCUCAGCAGGUGUUGGGCACUGGGCAACGAGUGGCAUGAAAGACUUCAGAGCGUGUUUUAUGGGUACUAGGUACUUAGUAAUAUUGGAUGUUCAAAUGUGGCGAC